Mus caroli (Ryukyu mouse) is the source of this 1433-nucleotide messenger RNA. It is a transcript of the gene Orc6, whose product is annotated as origin recognition complex subunit 6. Gene Ontology annotation, molecular function: DNA binding. The record is from RefSeq and is a predicted model, not a curated record. Gene Ontology annotation, cellular component: nuclear origin of replication recognition complex. Gene Ontology annotation, biological process: DNA replication; DNA replication initiation. Lineage: Eukaryota; Metazoa; Chordata; Mammalia; Rodentia; Muridae.
GACGGGGCGGGGCUAGAAUAGUACAACGCUGCGGCGAACUAGGGACAGCAGGAAGGGAAGCCUUAGUUAAGGGGAUCCGUGGCCGAGGAAGGGCAGCGAGAGAACCUUCUGCGCGUCCACUUCGCCUGGGCCCACGCCUCAUCGUGUGCACAUGCGUAGAAGGAUGACCAGGAUUGGUGUGUGGAACGGUCUCAACCUCUCGUCGCAACCAAUCUGGACCCGCCGGGGGUGGGUCUUAACCCUCUGACAAUCUGCGCGCGCAUUGCUCUUGGCGCGCAUUUCUUCCAGCGAUGGAGUCGGAGCUGGUACGCCGCCUUGCCCCGCGUCUCGGCCUUGCGGAGCCGAGUGUGCUGAGGAAAGCAGAGGAGUUCCUGCGGCUGUCUAAGGUGAAGUGUGUCAGCCUGUCUGCACGUAGCUCAGAAACCAGCAAUGCUGUCAUAUGCCUGGACCUUGCAGCUUCCUGUAGGAAGUGCCCCUUGGAUAGAGCAUAUUUAAUUAGGCUCUCUGGUUUGAACAAGAUGAUGUAUCAGAGCUGCCUUAAAUCUUUUGAGUGUUUACUAGGAUUAAAUUCAAAUGUUGGAAUAAGAGACCUAGCUGUACAGUUCAGCUGUACAGAAGCAGUGAACUUGGCUGCAGAGAUACUGCAGAGCUACGAGUCUGGUCUUCCUGAAACACAGCGAGCAGAUCUUGACUUGUCCAGGCCACUUUUCACCACUGCCUCACUACUCUCGGCAUGCAAAAUUCUAAAGAUAAAGGUGGAUAAAACCAAAAUGAUAACUACAUCCGGUGUGAAAAAGACAAUACUUGAUCGACUGUGUAAGCAGUUAGAAAAGAUUGGGCAGCAGAUUAACAGAGACUCUGCAGAUUUAGCUAGACCAGCACUGAAGAGAAAGAAGCCAGAGUUUAGUCCAACACUGAAGAAAAAGGAGCCAGGGCUUGAACCACCAGCAAAAGAAAUAGAAGUAAUAGAAACCCUACAUAAACUACCAAAAGAUGAAGAUCUGACCCAGGAUUAUGAAGAAUGGAAAAGGAAGAUUUUGGAAAAUGCUGCCAAAGCUCAGACAGCCACAGCAGAGUGAUUUCCAUCUCACUGCAGGCGUGUGCAGUCUGUCUGGAGAUGAAGGGUGUGGACGUCUUCUAUAAGCCUGAAUUCCAGGUGUGCUGAGGAGUGUCUCAGUACAGAGGAUGCUAGCACUGGGCACCUCACAUGGACAUUAGAUCAACCAUAUUGCCUCUGUCCUCUCACGUGGGGUGAAAUUGGGACCAUUUUGCUUCUAUGUGUUACGUUUAAGAAAAUUUCCUGACUAAACCUAGAAUACAAAUUUCAAGCUGAAAGACAUCUCAGACAUUUUAUUUGUUUUUGUGGUUUUUUUAAUUUUAUUUCACUAAAUCAUUGUUAUAUAGCCUAAGUUAAUAAAAUUUUUUUAAAUGUA